UCGAGAUCAAAACAAAAAGAAAAUUCAAUUUUUUAACGUGAAAUAUUAAAAGAAUACCAUUAAAUAUAUAUUUCAGAAUUUAAAUUACGCUGAAAUAACAUAAUAGAGGUUGAACAUGCUUCAAUUUAAAGUUUAAGGAUUAAAUUUGAAAUAUUCGAAUCGGCGGCUAAACGUCACCCAGCACUAAUGUAAACAAACCGUUUUUGAUCUAUGAGGAAUAAUUCGUUCUAUUUAAGAUAACAACAAAAGUUAUAUAACCGUGAUGGCAGCUUUCAAAGCGUAAAAGCAAAUGAAGUCUUAGCUGCACCAAUUUGAUGUUCCAUGUCAGCCUGAUUUAGAAGUUUCGGAGAUUCUUAAUACAGAAUGAGCAAGUCAAAGCAGUCAGCUGGUGAUCAUGAACUCAUUGAAAGUUUGAGGUUCAAAAUUAAAGAGUUAGAACAUGAGGUAUCAACAUUGAGAAGUAGACUGGAUGGACUACGGAAAGCCAAGAAUACAACCAUUACUAAACGAGAGAGAGAAGUUGUUGAAGUUGGAUUUAAAAGGGAUCCCCACUACGAUGCCAAAAUUGAGGAACUAGAGAAAAAGCUUAAGGAAAAGAUGACCAAUAGCCGAGAAAUGGAAGAGUUGAAGAAACAACAUGCAGAGCAGCUUGCAGUUGCAGAGAAAUCUCGUCGUGACCUACAGAAACAACUGGACGAACUGUACGCCCGUAUGGAGACAGAGAGAAAGGAUUUAAAGGACAGACUAGAAAAGGAAAAGGGUAAGAAGGCGGACAACAAUGAUUCUGAGCUCUAUAAGUUGCGGACCAAAAUUGCUGAGUUAGAGGGGGACAAGUCUGCACUUAUGUUGGAGAGUAAUGAUUUGAAGGAGAGAGUUAACUCCCUUUGUCUGGAGCUCUCUGUAAAGGAGGCCAAAUGGUGUGAGAGGGAGGAGCAGUAUAAACUCAAGCUGAAGCAGCAGUGGGGAGACAAAUAUGCUGAGUGGAUGGCAGAGACAGAAAGGAAAAUUAAAGAAUUGGAGGAGACAAACCAAAUGUUGCGUAUGUACCUCCACCGUUCUGGUCAGGGAGUACCUGAAGAGGGGGCAAGGCACUCUUGACCACAGCCACUCACCUGCUGUAAUACCAUCCACUGCUGUUCAAAUUAAACAAAUUUGUUUUUCUGCUAUACUAGGUACCUUAACAUUGUAAAACUUGAUAAAAAUACUCUCUUGUAUUGUUGUAUAAUCCUUAUUGUCAUUUACUUAGUAAAAAGAAGAAACAUGCCAAUGAACUGCACAACUAUACAAUUGUAAUAUAUAAAUGUUCAAUUAUCAUAGCAUUGGGAAAUCUGUCGUUUGAUAGAAUUAGAUGUUUCCUUUAAAGGCUUUAAACACUUUUUGCACAAACAUUGUAUGCUGUCCCCUAUUUCUCGUAAAUCUAAAGUCCAUUAUAACAGAGGCAUUUUUGAGGGGUUUUAUGCUCUAUGAUUGAUAGAGAUUUUUAACAGAGAUUUGUCAAUGAAAUAAAAAUUAUAUUUCAUUGUUUCAAUCAGUUCAAUAACAAUUUGAUAUUUUCACUGUUUUGAAAUUUUUGCCCGCUCUCAAAUUCAGUUUAAAGACUAGUAUGCACAGGUCUAAAACACAAAUACCGUGACGCCUUUUAUGUUUUGCAUAAUUUUCAGUGCCUUAAAAUUGAAUACAACAUUUCAUUUUAAAUCAUGUAGGCAUACAAAACAAAUAAAAAAUAAAUGUUUAGGUGUAAGGGGUUGGGGUCUUGUAGUGUGAAUCACUGUAGAGAAUUGUUCCUCUAUAUUUUCACUCCAUGUUUAGUGUACAGAUUUCAAUAAAUCACAAUAUAUGAUAUUAUAUAACAGUUAUUUAAACAAGUGUUCAUCUGUGUUCAACAAGACAAUAGAUGUUUGUACUAAAUGAAAAACAUGGCUGAUAACCGUCAACCUUGCGUUGCUUUGCACUUAUGUUUGGCAUGCUGCUCCUUGUGGGUAAUGCGCACCAGCCACAAUCAUGAACAUGUCUUACAGGAUUGAUUUCAAACUUGAACAAUUUGGCAAGAGCAGAAAACUGAGCUGUAUUAUAUUUCAUUGAAUACAUGCAAUAUUUGCAUAUUUCCCUUGACUAUCUUACAUUUUUUUGUUAAAGUGCAAAAAUGUUUUGACAAAGCAAUGUAACAACUAAUUG
Molecule: messenger RNA, 2175 nt
Organism: Mya arenaria
Lineage: Eukaryota; Metazoa; Mollusca; Bivalvia; Myida; Myidae
Product: cingulin-like protein 1
Exons: 8
Coding region: 364-1098 (244 amino acids)
Source: RefSeq, a predicted model, not a curated record